Messenger RNA from Arabis nemorensis, 948 nucleotides. Lineage: Eukaryota; Viridiplantae; Streptophyta; Magnoliopsida; Brassicales; Brassicaceae. The record is from the annotation of a GenBank genome assembly.
AUGGCGAACGAAAUCGGAUUUUUCGAACUCAACACCGGAGCAAAAAUCCCAUCGAUCGGUCUCGGUACAUGGCAGGCUGCUCCUGGAGUAGUCGGAGACGCCGUCGCCGCCGCUGUGAAGAUUGGUUAUCAGCAUAUUGAUUGUGCUUCAAGAUAUGGCAAUGAAAUGGAGAUUGGGAAAGUUUUGAAGAAGUUAUUUGAAGAUGGCGUAGUGAAGCGUGAGAAGUUGUUCAUCACAUCAAAAAUCUGGUUGACUGAUCUUGACCCUACGGAUGUGCAGGAGGCAUUGAACAGAACUCUACAGGAUUUACAACUUGAUUAUGUCGACCUGUAUCUCAUGCACUGGCCUGUUCGGUUGAAGAAAGGCACAGUUGACUUUAAGCCGGAGAACAUUAUGCCUAUCGAUAUUCCUAGUACAUGGAAAGCAAUGGAAGCACUGUAUGAUUCAGGCAAGGCACGAGCCAUUGGUGUAAGCAAUUUCUCUACAAAGAAACUCUCAGAUCUAUAUGAGGUUGCUCGCGUUCCUCCAGCUGUAAACCAGGUUGAAUGUCAUCCUUCAUGGCAACAACAUAAGCUACACGAGCUCUGCAAGUCCAAAGGAAUCCACUUGUCUGGAUAUUCGCCUUUAGGUUCUCCAGGAACAACGUGGGUGAAGGCCAAUGUUCUAAAGAACCCGGUUCUGAAAACAAUUGCUAAAGAACUCGGGAAGUCUCCUGCACAAACCGCGCUUCGAUGGGGUCUUCAAAUGGGUCAUAGUGUACUUCCCAAAAGCACAAAUGAAGUGAGAAUCAGAGAGAAUUUUGAUCUAUCAGGAUGGUCGAUCCCAGAUGAUAUGUUUGACAAGUUUUCUCAGAUAGAACAGGCUAGGUUAGUCCAAGGUACGUCAUUUGUUCAUGAGACAUUGAGUCCUUACAAGACACUAAAAGAGCUUUGGGACGGUGAGAUAUGA